This is a messenger RNA of Lathyrus oleraceus (garden pea), 945 nucleotides long. RefSeq lists its product as uncharacterized. The transcript is spliced from 4 exons. NCBI's taxonomy places the organism in Eukaryota, Viridiplantae, Streptophyta, Magnoliopsida, Fabales, Fabaceae. Bases 1 to 945 code for a protein of 314 amino acids. The record is from RefSeq and is a predicted model, not a curated record.
AUGAAUGCCAACACAUUUUAUGGUUUAGAACUUGGUGCUUAUGAAAAUUUGUUACCAGUGGAUAGAAACAUUCUUGAUGCUGCUAGUGGUGGAGAACUUGUCGAUAAAACUCCAGUUGCUGCUAAAGCCCUGAUUGACAACAUGUCACUCAACUCCCAACAAUUCACAACCAUAAAUAAUUCUAUGGUCCAAACAAAAUGUGUGAAUGACAUUCAGGUUUCCUCUUCCAACAAGGCUUUAGAAACCAGAAUUGAAGAGCUUACUUCUUUAGUGAAACAAAUGGUAGCGAAACCUCAAACAACAAAGUUGUGUGGUAUUUGUACUUCUACUGAACAUCCUACUGACACAUGUCCUAUUCUUCAAGAUGAUUCGGUCACUCAGUUGCCUCAAGCAUAUGCAGCUAACUAUUUCAACCAAAGCAACAAUCAGAGAGGUAUUCAGACUUUGCAGGCACAGAUUGGACAGCUUGCCACUUCGAUGAAUGCCAUGCAGCAACUCCAAGGAUCAAACCAACUUCUUUCCCAAACAGUUGUGAAUCCAAAAGACCCUAAUGCUAAUGUGAGUGCAAUUUCCUUGAGAUCCGAGAAGGUAACAGAACCAGCCCUAGAAAAAAAUAAAAAAAUUCUUGAGGUAACACCUGAACCUUCUUCCGUUGUGAUAGAAACUGAACCCUCUGUUAUGGUAGAAACUGAAAAAGAAAAAGAGAAGGAGUAUGUGCCACCAGUUCCAUUCCCACAUAUAAUACUGAAAAAUAAAAGGACUGGUGAUGGAGACAAGGAGAGAGAGAUUUUAGAUAUGUUCAGAAAAGUGGCGGUAAACAUUCCGCUUCUUGAUGUUAUUAAGCAGGUUCCAAAGUAUGCAAAAUUUCUAAAGACUUAUGCACAAAUUUCUACAUUCUGGACAUGUAUGGAGAAACAAAUUCAAGUAGAUCGCCCAUCAUUUUAG